AUGGGCGAAAGCCUGACGGAGCAAUGCCUCGUGGAGGUAGAAGCCCCACGGGUCGUGAACUUCUUUUCUCAGAGAAAAAGCUUGACCAAAUAUGAUCGUCCAGUUCCUAUAGAACAUAUCACUAAAAUACCCCUAGAAGGAGAUAGGGUUAAGCGGAGUGAAAAGGGUUUUCCAUGAGAUGGGAAAUGAAAACUAUUAGUUCGGUCUACUGACCCUGGCUUUUUUUCUAGUCAUUCCGUUCGAUUGACCUUAGCUUAACUACGUUACCUCACAUCCUCCACCUUUUUAGUAAAGGAUCGUCAACAAGGGCGUUCUAGUCCGUUGUAGAUUCUUAUUCAAGACUUGUAUCAUUUGGUGAUGCCAUGUGAAAACGUAUGAGAAGAAUUUUCUCCACACAAAAGUCUGUAAGUUUAAGCUUUUACUUUUUCAAAAUCCACAGUCAAUUCCCCAGUGUAGCAUGGCAAACUUCUACUUUUAUAAGCAAAACCUAGUCCAAAAUCUCUACUCAACAAAACUUGGCGAUCAAAUAUUGACCUCAUUUUAUUGAUACUAAUAUAAAAAUUCCAGCCAUGAUUUACAGUCCUCUUCACGCAUCUAAACCAUCUUCCCAAAGAUCAUGGCUUGGCAUGUCCAAUCGAUUUGUCCCGAUGGAGAAGAGAUAACUUUUUUCUCAUGAUAGUGAUCCCAUUAAUUUUGGCUAAGUCACAUACUUAAAGACUUUUAGAGAUAGCCUACAUUUUAAAAAUAUAACAGCACAGAUUUUAUGAGGUAGUACAUCAUCCAUCUGAGCUAUUGUCAGCAUUUGAACUUCCCACACAGUACAAGUUCCUCAGCAUUGACACGAGUUAAGCAAAAGAAUGAUUACAUCAUGUAAUCAAAAAUUCGAAACAAAGCACAUAGAACAAUCCAUUCAGAGAGGAAAAGGCACCAACGAAACUACUACUACCGAAUAAGUUCUCUCUUCGAAGCUAUUGUGGUGAACAUACCCUAUCAUUUUCUCAACCUGCUUUGCAACGUUGUAUUCCAGAUCUGCCUCCUUCUGCUUUGUGCGCCCUGAUUUGGCCAUCUUCUUUGAUUCUAAAAUCCUUGGUAAGACAUAGAGCUGGUAAUCUUCAUGCAAAAGUAUGUACUGCGGAUUCAACAAAAAAGGGCAUAAACAUAUAGGAAACGGGAAAAAAAAUGUAACCAUGUGAAAAGAAAUAGUUACCUCAUCCCUGAACAAUGUCAGAAUUACACUUUCUUUCAAUGCAACCUGAAAAUAAAACCUAAAUUAGCAAUAAAAGCGCUGUUGAUGGAGAAAACGUUCUUCAUAAAUGGCGGAUCACUGCAGAUGGUGUUCUUUCAGCUUAGAUGUGGAAGGCAGCCAUUGCCUAGAGAACACCCAUAAGUCACAUCCAGGAUAAGUUGAACAAAAUUAGUACUUCAUAUGGAAAUAUAGUCUGGAAGAACGAAUUUCGGUGGUCUUUAGAAAACAGGUAAAACAGGCAAGAGAGCCAAGGAAUGAGAUGAAUACAGCUUCUAUAUGUGAACAUAUUUAA
This is a messenger RNA of Spirodela intermedia, 1538 nucleotides long. The record is from the annotation of a GenBank genome assembly. NCBI's taxonomy places the organism in Eukaryota, Viridiplantae, Streptophyta, Magnoliopsida, Alismatales, Araceae.